Molecule: messenger RNA, 4102 nt
Organism: Clupea harengus (Atlantic herring)
Lineage: Eukaryota; Metazoa; Chordata; Actinopteri; Clupeiformes; Clupeidae
Gene: caln1
Product: calneuron 1
Cellular component (GO): trans-Golgi network membrane
Molecular function (GO): calcium ion binding
Source: RefSeq, a predicted model, not a curated record
CUACAUUUAAAUAAGAAAGAUUGAAAUGUACUUUACAUAACCAUUUCACUGCCUUUCUGAGGGCUGAGUAUACUUAAAGUGGAGAAUUUACUUCACACCACUGAACACACUGUAGCUAUCCCACUCAGGAAGGAGGGAAGAGCUUCUAAUUAACUUUCAGAAGAGUACAUUCCACUUGAAGCAGCACUUCAACUGUAUACAGAGCUAUUUAACAGUCAAGUGAGGAAAGAUGCCCUAGAGGGUCAUUCGUUGAGUAAUGUUAGUAUGCUUAGCCUGGGAAGGGUGCACAUGCUCUUUGGCAUUCCCAGGGAUACCUGAACUGUUGACUUUGGCACCAUUUUGCCACCCUGCUCUGCCAACCUAGGGCACGGUGGUGAAAAGAAACAGGAGUAACAUCUGUUAUGCUUACUAUCAUUCUGUGCACGUUCCCCUGUGGCUCUCAAGCGAUGUCAUUCCGAGUGCCGAUGGUGUUCUGCUUCCGUUUCCAGGAGCUUGUGCCCUGCUUGCUAUUCAUGCCAUGUUAUCUAUCUCACCGUUUCGAUGCUUCUCUGGGGGUAAGACUGGCACAUUUACUGACACCAAGAAAGAUAUGUCUCCGUGAUAGGUGACAGAACACUAUCGAUUUUGGAUGGACCCUUUUGUCUGCAAAUGAAAGGAGCCUAUCUGCUCCGGUUCGAGUCGGCCUGAUCUAGGCUAAUGUGCUCCUUUGUCUUUUACACACUUUUUAAUCAAUGCCUGGCUCCCCUAGAGAGCUCUUCACCCCAAAAUAUGCAGCCCGUAUGUAGGAAAUAAAGACAUUUUUAUAACAGCUUAAUUGGGUUAUUGUCAUCUGGGUUGGACUGACGGAUAAAAAAACAGCAGUUAUUUUCUCUACUUUUUAAAACAAAAAGGUCUUAAUUAAGGUUUUUAUUUGUCUGUUGGGUUUUUAUCCGUGCACAGUAGUAACAACUCCAUCCUGGGGCUGGCAGGGACUUUCUUACUUACACUGAAAAGAAAAUAAGGCUGGUAAUGAUCUCGGGUGACAGUGUGGUUGUAUGUUUGUCUAAUGCAGGUUAAGGGAAGGAUCUGUUCCGACAUUUGAAGCCGCCAGUCUGGGCUUAUUCUAUCUUAUAGUCUGUGAAUAGCAGCAGCCUUAAUCUGACCUAUACAUCACAGUCAAAACCCCUCAAAUUCAGCCACUCAAAGCAGAUCAGAAUAUGUCCUCGUGCUUUUCGGUCUGAACAUACAUCUUGCUAUAUGCAUUUCCUUGACACCCCUUUCCAGCCCAAAGCCUGUCCACCCACCUAGAGCUAAAAAUUCAUCAACAGAAUUUCAGAGAGAAUAUUCAGUUGCAAGCCUUUCUCCUCCAGUCAAGAGCCCUGCUAGACAUACAAGGAAGGGACAAUGGGCUAGAUCCUCAUCAUUGUGCUUUUCUAUGCCUUGCCUUACAGUGUUAAUGAUGUAUGUGUCCCUGGAGCAUAGCUUGUGUGUGCGAUAAUAAAUGUUUGGCAAAGGAAAACACUAGAGCCUUGACCCUUCCACUGGAGCAGCCACACCUCGCUUGUUUGGCUGUCGUCCACCAGGAAAAGAAAACACCUUGCCUCAUUCAGCCCGUCCCUGACAGAGAGAAUAUGCCGUUCCACCAUGUGACAGCAGGCCUGCUGUACAAGGGGAACUACCUGAGCCGCUCUCUGUCGGACAGGAGCGACACAGACCAGCUCGCCAACAUCUCUGUGGAGGAGCUUGACGAGAUUCGAGAGGCUUUUAAAGUGCUGGACCGCGAUGGGAACGGGUUCAUCUCCAAGCAGGAGCUGGGCAUGGCCAUGCGCUCGCUGGGUUACAUGCCCAGUGAAGUAGAGCUGGCCAUCAUCAUGCAGAGACUAGACAUGGACGGUGACGGCCAGGUGGAUUUUGAUGAGUUUAUGACAAUACUGGGCCCAAAGCUUCUGUCGUCCGAGACACGAGAGAGCUUCCUGGGACACACAAUAGACAGCAUAUUCUGGCAGUUUGACAUGCAGAGGAUAACGCUGGAGGAGCUGAAGCACAUCCUCUUCCACGCCUUCCGGGACCACCUCACAAUGAAGGACAUCGAGAACAUCAUCAUUAAUGAGGAGGAGAGCCUCAACGAGAACUCUGGGAACUGCCAGAUGGAGUUUGAGGGAAUCCACUCCAAGAAGAACAACAGGCAGACGUGCGUGCGCAAGAGCCUCAUCUGUGCCUUCGGCAUGGCCUUCAUCAUCAGCGUCAUGCUCAUCGCGGCCAAUCAGAUGCUGCGGAAUGGCAUGGAGUAGCACAUCACUGUGAAUGCGGGGCCCCAGCCUGCAUGUGCAUGCUCAGUGCGUUAUACAGGUCAUUUCUCUUUUUUUGCCAAAAAAAGAAGAAAAUAAAAAACAUCCGAAUAAAGAAAAAAAACCAAACACCUCACUGAUGAAGGGAUGAAAGAGAGAGAGAAAAUUAAAACAAGGAAACAUGUUUUUUUUUUAUCCAAGUGGUUGUUUUUUUCCAGUCAGGAGUUGUUUGUUUAUUUAUUUAUUUACUCUGGAGUGAGUGACAUACCAGUGUGGGUCAGACUAAAGCCAGCAGGGGGCGUGGUGUCUCCACGGAGUCCCGCACCUACCCCCCCAUCCCCCCUAUUCCCACCUCUCUGGCAGGGACAUUUAAGGGCUGUUCCCUCAAUGCAAUAAAGCACAGGAGCAAGGAACCAACCUCCUGUCUGCCACCACCACCACCGGCCGCCAUGUUCUGUACUCGAUGCUCGUCCAGCCUGCAGUGUGGUGCAGUUCAACAGUGGACUAAGCCAGCAGAGGGGAAUUGGCGACGUGUUCAGUGCUUUUGGAAUGAGAGAGCCACACACAAACACACUAUGAAGUUUGCAACAUCCCCUCCAGCUUUGCUAGUUUGUCUCUGUGCCAUUUUUAUUCCAUCUGGGAUCCUGACUUUUAGCGAGAGAUCUGGACACAGGCCUCUCUCUCUCUCUCUCUCUCUCUCUCUCUCUCUCUCUCUCUCUCUCUUUCUUUCUCUCUCUCUCUCUCUCUUUCUGUCUGCCAUAAACUCUUUUUUGUGUGGAAUUUUUUCUCCUUUUUUGAUGUUCUCUACUACCCAUCAGCAUCGGCGCGCAGCCCAUAAUUGAUCUUUUCGCGUGUGACGUGACGUACGAAUGAGGACAAUUCAGACAAGGACAUGGUGGUGGGAGUGAGAGCGUGGGCAGCGCUGGGCUGUGGGCGAGUGGAAGCGCGGAGCAGAGCAGCACAGAGCAGAGCAGAGCAGAGCAGAGCAAAGCAGAGCAGAGCUGCCUCUCGGCCCCGUGCUGUUUUCUUCCCGCUUCUCUCACUGCCUCCACACUGAGACUGACAUUUCAACAUCUCACUCUCUUAUGACGUCAUCCAGGAGUUGAACACUCAAGCCUUCUAUUUUUUUCAACGUCUUCUUAUUCUUCUUCGGUCGUCUGCUUCAGAUUCAUACAUCGUCUGGUGCAUCCCUCUACCACCACUCUCCUCCCCAUGCGAAGUACUGUGGGUGCUGUUUGCCUAGAGUAGUCUGGCUGUGUGUGACCUGCUAUGCCCACCUCACCUGUGUUCUGAGCACACGCACCAGCCUCUCCCAGCAGUGUUGAGGCCGGAUGAGCAUCUGUGGGUCUCCGCAACGUCCGAGUACCAGAGGUCGUGGUGCUGGUGUCCUGACUCGAGGGAUUAACUGAACUUGUCUCACAGUGUUAGAACGAAAGAGCCUGUGUGCUUCUCCUUUAAAACCAACGCCCCUUGGUAUCAAAGCCAGUCUUUUACUGUAUUGUGUCGGGGGGGGGGGGGUCAUUCCCUGAGCUCCUGUCCCCCAUCCCCUUCCUGUGUAAAAUUCUCACAACAAUACUUAGACCACCUUUAAUUGAGUGAGUGCUUAUAUCUAUUGCAUGCGAUCUCGUGAAAGUCUGUAUAUGUAUCCCCUCACAUAUAAUAUAUCCACGUCAGGGCAGAUGUAUGUCUGUGUGUCUGUGCAUGACUGUUGAUCACUCCAUACACUCUGCUCAGGCAGUGUCUCAGAGGUUUGGGUUGGGGGGUUGGUGGUAGGACAGAAGGCGCCACACAAAGAGUCCCGAGCUGCCAGUCCCACUGCCCCCCCCCCCCCCCCC